AAAUUGCUUUGAAUGCUUGUUUUUAGUGUCGCUCCUUGAGCCCAUCCAUUCCCAUCCACCGGGGUUACCCACUCGGUACAACGUUGCGGAAUCAUAAUCCAUCUCUUGACCUGUCCAGGCAGCAGACAAGAAUUACCCAAUCUAAGAAGAUCCGCCUUCAUAUCCACCACCGUGGCUAGAUUAUACGCAGCUACAGUCUGUAUUUACCAUAUCAAACGUCGGCAUGGCGAUGCCGUUCUCUCUUGACGCGUCGUUUUCCCACGAACCAAACACGAUGGGAUCGACAAUGCACUCGCAACGCUCUCCGAUCAACGAUGCGCACGUCGAGCUCCUCCCUAAUCCCGACUUUGUCUUUCCCGCACUCCCUAGCGAUGGUUCUACAACCAGGUCAACGAAGCGUCCCCUCUCAACACAGAUCCUACCGACUUCGAAGCGCGUCCCCCGCGCCGCCAUCUCCGAACGCCGUUCUGUGAACGCCCUUCCCAACUUCUCGUUCAAUCCCGCUGGGUUAGGGUCCGCUCCGGGGAGCUCAACGUCAACACCGCCUCACUCACCUCCUCUCCCCAGUCCGAGCACACCGUCGAGGCCCAUGGGUCAUCGACGUGGCGGAAGUGAGCUGGUCGGCGGAGACGCACGAUAUGGGACGGUGUCCGUAGUUAGCAACAGUCCGCCCAAAGGAGACGGCUUUGCUCUAGCGGGAAGCGCGCCGACGCGGUUGGGGCCACCACCAGGUCGACGCGGUCAUGCUCAUCGACGGUCCGGGGCGAUUUCGGGUCAUGAUCUCCAGUCGAUCUUGCAACCGAGGGAAUUGAAUCCGCUUCCGAAUCCACUUCCCACAGGCGGGAGUGCUCCAGUUACUCCCCUCGAGACCGAUAUCAAGCCGUUCUUCCCCAUUCCAAGUAGGCGAAGCGUGUCUCAGUCGUCCGUGAAUCUGCCGGCGGAUCCUUCCGUGGAGCCGGGACCCGAAUCGAGUCCUCGACGACUCCUUUCUCAUCGCGCACGUGUCGGCUUCUCGGAAAAAGUUGAGUACAUUCGACCUUUGUCCACGAUUUCCUCGGAGACGGAAAGCUCUCUCUCAACGAUUCGAGGUCAUUCCGUUACAGGAAGUCUUUCGUCGGUUGUCAGUGGCGGUGCGUCAAGUCCCUCACCUGCGCGAAGCGGGCGUCCUUCUUUGCACACAACAUUCGAAGAUGAGAGCCCUCGGGCGCGACCUGGCACUGCGGGCGAUAUCCUCGACUUAUUCACUGGCGGGCAAGACAAAGUUUCCGGGACGAUAUCCCGUCCAAACUCGUCUUAUUCUCCCUCUCCUUCGAAGCCGACUCGAGAAUUUCCCACUGUUACGGGAUCGCCUCCGCCAAAGAAGCGGGCGUUCUUUGGAUGGGAACAUCGACGAUCUCCCACUCCAGUCUCUCCGUCGCUUCAUCCUUCGGCAUCAGAUCCAUCACUUGCAUCUUCACCGGAACCCUUUCAAUCGACAGCCGGAGAAGAAACGGUGGCCGCCGAUACGAAGGACGCUACCGGCAAAGCCCGCAAGCCCCGCAAAGUGAAAUCAUGGGCUAAUUCGUUGAUCCGGAAGCCAAAAUCACAGCAGACCAAGUCCAGAACCCAGACGCAACCCCAGGAUUCCGAGAGCAGCGCAGAUGAUGACAUGGAUACCAUCCCGGAUCUGUCGACAAGCUUUCUGCUGGAGAACUUUGACGUAGAUGACACCGUCACUAUUGUGGCCGCCGAUGACUUGCGUACUCCUCGCAUCAACCCCGAAACAAGCUCCCUCGCAAGUACCCCGAAGCUCGGUCCGGUGCAUGAUAGCGAUACCAUGAGUCCGGUUAUCGACCUCGACGCUGCCCUCGGACCUUUCAAUACGCCAUCUGUGGGAAAUUCGGGACGCAAUUGCCGUUCGGCUCGUCGUUCCAUGCACAGUGGCGCUCUGCCAAACAAUUCGUUUCAAAAUAACCAUCGGCGGACUGAGAGCGCGCCCGAGCUGGUGCCUUUCGAAGCACGCUCUGGAGUCGCACCUGUGUCCACAAUGGCUGAUGUAUUUGAAGAGGAUGAGGAAGAGGAGGAAGACUCGCCCAAGCGAAAUGGGAUGCGUGGAGCGAAGAACGUUCCCAAGCUGAGUUUGACGGGAGCGUCGAAAGACGAAGGGAAGAUGUUGCAGUAUGACGUGCCGCCAGCCAACCCUUCGGAUGACCUUUCAGGAUUUGACUUUGGCGAGAUUAACCAACCUUCCACCCAGAGUCCCGGGGACGCUUUUACGGCCGAUCCACCUGUGGCAGGACCCGUUGGGGACGAUCUCCCCGUCUCCUCUGACGUGAUGGUCACAGAACCUUUGGCUCCUUCCUACCACUUUCCAAGCUAUCAUCGGGACCCAUCUCCCGUAGAGGUUGUUGAACCUCAUGAAGAGCCGCGUGCUUCUUCUCUUACCCGCGAUUCCGACAGUACAAUUACACCCCCUUUACAUCCGACCUCGGACUCCCCUCUCCAGCUCCCUAUCAAAUCCCCGUCCCCCGCACCACACUCGUUUACUCUGGGGCUUCCAGCUACCGCUCCUUCCCCGCACGCGUUCUCACUUGGACUACCACCACCACCGCCUCUUCCGCCGCUCAUGACGCCUGAUUCUUCUACAUCCUCCGCCUUCUCUUCCCCAGCUUUCAGUGCCAGUCAAUCGAGCUUCGAAACCCCCCGACUUGGCACAGCGACAAGCUCGGUGACCGAUGGUCGUGGCACCCACGAGGCUGGUGACUUUGCGGAGGCGCAAUCCAUGCGAGAAAUGAUGAUGCUCCUCCCCGAUGGCUCCGAGGUGCCCAUCCGCGUAUCCGUCGACGAUGUGCCCUCGCUCACAUCCUCGCGGUCCACCGCAACGAACGGACCUCCGACCUCUGGCGUCACCGCACCAGGGCCGCCAAAUCACCUCCAAUUCUUCAACCCCACGUACGCCGUCCCCCAGAGCUCUAGUGGGACCCCCGUCUCACGCGCACCGCUCGCCCGCCCGACGUCUGCCUUCACGCUCCCUUAUCUCCGCGACGCUCGCUCCGCCAGCGUCUGCUCGAUCGGGUUGUCCGCACGCAGUUCCCUUGCCCUGAACGCCACCGACGAGUCAACGCCCCAAGCGCAGGGCCACAUGGCCCACCACGACAACCCGAGUGACACCGACCUGCAUAACCGCCGCCGCAAGCGCGCGAGCAUCGUCAGCCUGUCGCGACUAAUGGGUGUGGGCGGCGCGUUGGGCGAGAAGAGCAAGCUAUCGGUUGAGCAGCGGGCGGGCGAGGGCGACGGCCACGGCCACAGCCGAGACAUGGGAGAGAAAGCCGGCGUCUCCAUGGAUUCGGAUGCGCGGCGGGAAAAAAGGGGGAGCAGGUUGAGCCGGAUGAUGAAGUUCUGGAAGAGUAAGGAGGGGUUGCGGUCCUGAUGGGGAGGAAAUGAGAGUCACAGGGUGUGACGCGGGUUUUCACCGUUUGAGCGAUUAUUUGGCGGACUCGCGACUUGCACCGAGCGUUUCGUGCACGGGAGAUGGCAACAGCCUCCUCGCAUCGCAAGGAAGGCGGCUUUGAUUGACAUUCAUUUCGCGACCCCCCAACGCGGAUUUAUUUUUCCCAACAUUUGUUCAUGUCGGGGCAUUUGCAGCGUUCAUUUACGGAUGGAACAGCUUUGAAGACACUUUUACAUU
Molecule: messenger RNA, 3667 nt
Organism: Eremomyces bilateralis CBS 781.70
Lineage: Eukaryota; Fungi; Ascomycota; Dothideomycetes; Eremomycetales; Eremomycetaceae
Exons: 1
Coding region: 224-3409 (1061 amino acids)
Source: RefSeq, a predicted model, not a curated record